AUGAUCUCCGAGCGCCUCCGCUGCACCCUGGCGCUGCUCUGCUUCACCGUCUUCAUCAGCUGCGCUUCCGCCGCGCCGAGCGACGCCAAACUCCGCCAGAUGCUGCAGAGGUCCCUGCUCGUGCCCACCGGGAAACAGGACGUCAUCAGAUUCACGCUAGCGGAGCUGCUUUCCGAGAUCGCGCAGGCGGAGAACGAGGCGCUCGACACGGACGCAGCGCAGGAUGACAUGCGCGUGGAGCUGGAGCGCGCCACCGACCCUGUGCUCGCGCCCCGCGAACGCAAGGCGGGAUGCAAGAAUUUCUUCUGGAAAACUUUCACGUCCUGUUAA
Messenger RNA from Lampris incognitus (smalleye Pacific opah), 330 nucleotides. It is a transcript of the gene sst1.1, whose product is annotated as somatostatin 1, tandem duplicate 1. The record is from RefSeq and is a predicted model, not a curated record. The transcript has 2 exons. Gene Ontology annotation, biological process: regulation of cell migration. Gene Ontology annotation, cellular component: extracellular region. Gene Ontology annotation, molecular function: hormone activity. Lineage: Eukaryota; Metazoa; Chordata; Actinopteri; Lampriformes; Lampridae. Bases 1 to 330 code for a protein of 109 amino acids.